AUGUCAAAUCCCUCCAAACCCACAUCUCCCUUUGGGGAUGAUAGCGAGCAUCAAUUAGGAUCUGCAUCAAACGGGCUACCGCCCAUGUCACCCUUCGAUGAUAGUUUUCAAUUCGAAAACCCAGGUAAAUCUCAUGGAAGUAUUGAGUUAGCAAAGACCAAUGGUUCCAUUCUAAAACGACAAUCCAAGCCAAUGAAAGAUAUUGGUACACCCGAUCUAUCAAAAGUGACCUUUGAUGGAAUCGACGACUAUAGUAACGAUAAUGAUAUUGACGACGAUGAUGAAUUUAAUAGUAAAAAAAACGAGAUUCAUGAGCAUGCAAAUGAAGUAUAUGAUGAUAUCCAUUCGUUCCAGGCAACACCAAUACCUAAUUCAGGAGGAUUUGAGGAUGUUGAGCUAAAUAACAACGAGAAUAACAAUAAUGACUCACAAACAGAACAUGAAUUGAAAAGAGUACGCUUCGGUACAAGAAGAAAUAAGUUCGGCAGAAUGGAUGUGAAUAGGUCGAAAACCUUAAAAUGGGCCAAGAAGAACUUCCAUGAUGCCAUCGAUGAAUUCAGUACUAAAGAUGAUACCCUGGAUAAUUCAGCCUUUCAGAACAGAUCAGAUGAAUUAAGAACUUUGUACUACAAUUUGCCUUUGCCAGAGGAUAUGUUGGAUGAAGACGGCUUACCAAAAGUUGUUUAUCCCCGUAAUAAAAUCAGAACUACGAAGUACACACCGUUAACAUUUUUCCCCAAAAACAUUCUAUUCCAGUUUCAUAAUCUCGCCAACAUUUAUUUUCUAUCACUGUUAAUCCUAGGUGCCUUCCAAAUUUUUGGUGUGACAAAUCCAGGAUUUGCAGCCGUUCCCUUGAUUGUUAUUGUCAUUAUCACCGCCAUUAAGGAUGGUAUUGAAGAUUCUAGAAGAACUGUAUUGGAUUUGGAAGUCAAUAAUACAAGGACGCAUAUUUUAACCGGUGUGAAAAAUGAAAAUGUGGCCUUUGAUAAUGUUUCCCUAUGGAGACGGUUUAAGAAGGCAAAUACUAAAGGUUUAAUAAAGGUUGUUGAGUAUUUUUCUGAAAAUCUUACCGCUGCUGGUAAACAGAAGAAACUGCAAAGAAAAAGAGAGGAACUACGCAGGAAGAGGAACUCAAAAAGUUUUGGUCCUCGUAGUUCCCUGGAUUCUAUCGGUAGUUAUAGAAUGUCUGUGGACUAUGCUCGCCCCUCUCUAGAUUACGAUAACUUGAACCAAACAAUAUCUCAAGCAAAUAACAACAAGUACGGUGAUGACGAAAAUUUGGUCGAUAGAUCACUGCAACCAAGUCCCGAUUGUAGAUUUGCCAAAGAUUUCUGGAAAAAUGUGAAGGUUGGCGAUAUCGUUCGUAUUCACAACAACGAUGAAAUUCCCGCGGAUUUGAUCUUACUAUCGACUUCUGAUGUAGACGGUGCUUGUUAUGUGGAAACCAAGAAUUUGGAUGGUGAAACAAAUUUAAAAGUUCGUCAAUCACUAAAAAGUACCAAAAGUAUCAAGAGUUCGAGAGAUAUUGCCAGGACGAAAUUCUGGGUAGAAAGUGAAGGGCCUCAUGCCAACUUGUACUCCUACCAAGGUAAUGUCAAAUGGCAAGAUAUUCAAAACGGUGGUGUCAAAAAUGAGCCGGCCAAUAUCAAUAAUGUACUGCUUAGAGGUUGUUCUUUGAGAAAUACCAAGUGGGCUAUGGGUAUAGUUAUGUUUACUGGUGAUGACACUAAGAUUAUGAUAAACGCUGGUGUUACUCCAACUAAAAAAUCUAGAAUUUCGAGAGAGUUGAACUAUUCUGUUCUUUUAAAUCUCGGAAUGUUAUUCAUCUUAUGUUUUACUACUGGUAUCAUUAAUGGUGUUUAUUAUACGAAGAAAUCUCAAUCGAGAGUGUUUUUUGAAUUUGGUACCAUUGGAGGUUCUGCAUCCACAAAUGGUUUUAUUACGUUCUGGGUUGCAGUUAUUCUUUACCAAGUUCCAAUCUCCUUGUACAUUUCUGUGGAAAUAAUCAAGACUGUGCAAGCUAUAUUCAUUUACACUGAUGUUCUUUUGUAUAAUGCCAAACUAGACUAUCCGUGUACACCAAAAUCGUGGAACAUCUCCGAUGAUUUGGGCCAAAUCGAAUAUAUUUUCUCAGAUAAGACGGGGACGUUGACACAGAAUGUUAUGGAAUUCAAAAAAUGUACAAUCAAUGGUGUAUCCUAUGGACGUGCUUAUACAGAGGCCUUGGCUGGGCUGAGAAAAAGACAAGGUAUUGAUGUUGAAUCAGAAGGUCAUCAUGAAAAGGAGGCAAUAGCAAAAGAAAGGGAAGUCAUGAUUGAUGAAUUAAGAUCGAUGUGUGAUAAUUCUCAGUUCUCUCCUGAUGAAUUAACUUUUGUCUCUAAGGAAAUUGUAGACGAUUUGAAAGGAACCAGUGGUGAUCAUCAACAAAAGUGUUGUGAACAUUUCCUGUUAGCGCUUGCAUUAUGCCAUUCUGUUCUUGUGGAACCGAAUAAGGACGAUCCCAAGAAACUGGAUAUUAGGGCGCAAUCACCUGAUGAAUCGGCUUUAGUGUCCACCGCCAGACAACUGGGUUACAGUUUCAUUGGUAAUGCGAAGAAGGGAUCAAUUGUUGAAAUCCAAGGUGUUCAAAAGGAAUUUCAAGUAUUAAACAUUCUCGAAUUUAACUCAUCAAGGAAAAGAAUGAGUUGUAUUAUCAAGGUUUCUGGUGCCACAUCGAGCGAUGAACCUAAAGCGCUCUUGAUUUGCAAGGGUGCGGAUUCAGUUAUCUAUUCAAGAUUGCACCGUACUAAAAAUGACCCCACGCUAUUAGAAAGAACGGCUCUCCAUCUAGAAGAAUAUGCCACGGAAGGUCUAAGAACUUUGUGUUUGGCACAGAGAGAACUUUCAUGGUCCGAAUAUGAGGAAUGGGUCAAGACCUACGAUGUUGCGGCUGCUUCUGUGACUAACAGAGAAGAAGAAUUGGAUAAGGUCACGGAUGUUAUUGAACGUGAGCUUAUCCUUCUUGGUGGUACGGCCAUUGAAGAUCGUUUACAAGAUGGUGUUCCCGAUUCUAUUGCUCUGUUGGCCGAAGCUGGUAUCAAGUUGUGGGUCUUAACGGGUGAUAAAGUAGAAACUGCUAUUAACAUUGGGUUUUCGUGUAAUGUUUUGAAUAAUGAAAUGGAACUGCUAGUGCUAAAGACUACGGGAGAAGAUGUGGAGGAGUUUGGUAGUGAUCCCACACAAGUGGUGAACAGCCUAGUGACAAAAUACUUGAGAGAGAAAUUCAACAUGAUCGGCUCCGAAGAGGAAUUGGCAGAGGCCAAGAAGGAGCACGGUUUACCAAAAGGAGAUUUCGCAGUCAUCAUUGAUGGUGACGCAUUGAAGGUGGCCUUGAACGGUGAAGAUAUGAGACGCAAAUUUUUGUUAUUAUGUAAGAAUUGCAAAGCCGUCUUAUGUUGURGAGUAUCACCAGCACAAAAGGCCGCGGUGGUCAAGCUGGUCAAGAAUACUUUGGAUGUCAUGACCUUGGCCAUCGGUGAUGGUUCCAACGAUGUGGCUAUGAUCCAGUCUGCAGAUGUCGGUGUAGGUAUCGCCGGUGAAGAAGGUAGACAGGCUGUGAUGUGUUCUGAUUAUGCCAUUGGGCAGUUCAGGUACGUGACAAGAUUGGUGUUGGUGCACGGUAAAUGGUGUUAUAAGAGAUUGGCAGAGAUGAUUCCGCAGUUUUUCUACAAGAAUCUUAUCUUUUUGAUGGCGUUGUUCUGGUAUAGUGUUUUCAAUAACUUCGACGGGUCGUAUUUGUUCGAGUACACGUAUCUGACAUUUUACAAUCUGGCAUUUACGUCAGUACCGGUCAUCCUACUAGCCGUGUUUGACCAAGACGUCUCCGACACCGUGUCGAUGCUGGUGCCACAACUGUACCGGGUGGGUAUUUUAAGGCAAGAAUGGAACCAAUGGAAGUUUAUUUUGUACAUGCUUGACGGUGUGUACCAGUCCGCGAUAUGCUUCUUUUUCCCCUACCUAGUGUACCACAAGAACAUGAUAGUAACCAACAAUGGGCUCGGACUAGACCAUCGUUAUUACGUAGGUGUGCCGGUCACGGCAAUUGCAGUCAUAUCCUGCAACCUUUACAUUUUCAUGGAGCAACACAGAUGGGACUGGUUCUGCGGACUUUUCGUAGCGUUGUCGGCCCUUGUGUUCUUUGGAUGGACAGGGAUCUGGACCAGUGCAUCAUCGAGUAACGAGUUUUUCAAGGGCGCGGCCCGAAUCUUCGGACAACCUACGUUCUGGGCGGUUCUCUUUGUCGGCAUACUGUUCUGUCUAUUGCCAAGGUUCACCUUCGACUCCUUCAAAAAGAUCUUCUAUCCGAGAGAUAUAGAGAUCAUCAGAGAAAUGUGGCAGCGCGGUGAUUUCGAUCGCUACCCAGAGGGAUACGACCCCACGGACCCCAGCAGGCCCAGAAUCGACGGCGCACUCGCAUGCAUGGACUUUAAAAAGUCUAUCUCGCUAGGCGCCCACCUCGAUGAUGGCAUUAGCCACUCCCAGGAAACCAUUAUCACAGAGGAAAUCCCCAUGAGCAUCCUCGAGGGCCAACAGGGCACACUCAAGGGAUACCGCGUGUCCACCUCGAUGGACCGUGGACUGCUCACACCCACCACAGCGCCUAUGGACAUGCCCAGACGAUCCAUGGCCAGCGCCCGUGGCAGCAGGCUUAGAACGUCGCUGGACCGUACCAGAGAGGACAUGCUGGCCAAUCGCCAGUUGGACACACGCUACUCAGUAGAACGUGCACGUGCCUCGCUGGACUUGCCGGGUAUCACCCACGCAGAGACAUUACUCAGCCGCCACAGUCGCGACCAGCCGCGCUAG
Saccharomyces eubayanus is the source of this 4845-nucleotide messenger RNA. RefSeq names its product aminophospholipid-translocating P4-type ATPase DNF2 (gene DNF2). Gene Ontology annotation, molecular function: magnesium ion binding; ATPase-coupled intramembrane lipid carrier activity; ATP hydrolysis activity. Gene Ontology annotation, biological process: phospholipid translocation. The record is from RefSeq and is a predicted model, not a curated record. The transcript has a single exon. Gene Ontology annotation, cellular component: plasma membrane. Bases 1 to 4845 code for a protein of 1614 amino acids. Lineage: Eukaryota; Fungi; Ascomycota; Saccharomycetes; Saccharomycetales; Saccharomycetaceae.